AUGGCGCCGAGCGUGUUACGGACUAGCGGUUACAUAUUAUUAUUAUUUAUAACAAACACGCUCGCAGCGCUGCCAUCAUCCAUACGCGUCGUGAAUCGUGAAUGUAGCUCUUCGGAGUGCGAAUAUGUUAUAAAAGUUAGCGGUGUAAGUCAUUGGUCGUUGACCGAUGUGCCCGGUGUGAAAAACGGCUUGUGUACAAAAUAUAAUCACGCAUACCCGGCUGGUGUCCAAGUUGUAAAAGUACCGAAUGCCGAGCUGUUCCUCUGUAUUGAGAACGACCAAGGCUGGUUCUAUGCCGACGUUAUUUUGGAUAGUGACGUCAGCGCGCGGACGGCGGAAAAUGAAAUCGAAGACGUACCUCGUGAUGAGGUAGAGAAACUGGACGGGAGCUACCUCCAGGACUACUACAGGGACCUCCGGGUCAACAAAAAUAAGGAUGAAGUAGACGAACUAGUUGAAACAUUUGAAGACAGCAAGCAUUUACGUAUUAAACGUCAAGCUACAGAAGAAUCUGCUGACAAAGAUGUUAUUGGAGAAGUUAAUGCUACGGAAGCAGCAGUUUUAGAUGCUGCUGCACCAACUGCUGCCCCAUAUGUCGGUCCAAUACGACUCAUGGGUCUAAGAAUAGAGGAAUCAGCGAAAGAACCAAAGAUAGUUGAUGGAAUGAUUCCCAGCGUUCUUCGUGAGACCCUGUUCAUGAUGAGGCUCUUCGGGGAAGGCUUCACCAGCGAUACUGUGAUAGCAUUUACCCAUGUCCCAGAAGAAUAUGGAAAACCCUGCCAUUUCCUACUUAGCGGAGAAUAUAAGAUAAAAGAAGCAAGCUCUGAUUCAGGACUUUUCGAAUUAUUGGCCCCACCUCCAUUAGAGGACUACAAAUUCUAUAUAUGCACAAAGAAUUCUAGCAACGCUGACUUCGUACAUCAGGGCCAAGAGAAAUGGAAGAUUUUGGGGACACAUAACAAACUUUUACCUCUAUGGGCGUCUUUGAUUCUAAUUGUCAUUCUACUGAUGUUGGCAUCACUGUUCUCUGGUCUAAACCUCGGUUUGAUGGCCCUUGAUAGAACAGAAUUGAAGAUUAUUGCAAAUACAGGAACUGACAAAGAGAGGAAAUACGCUAGGGCUAUCAUGCCAGUUCGAGCUCAUGGCAAUUAUCUUCUAUGUACCAUUCUGUUAAGUAAUGUAGCAGUUAAUAGUACUUUCACUGUUAUUUUGGAUGACCUAACGUCUGGUCUUGUGGCUGUAAUCGGUUCUACGUUGGCUAUAGUCUUUAUAGCUGAGAUCACUCCUCAGGCUAUCUGCGCUAGACACGGACUCUUGAUAGGUGCGAAGAGCAUUUGGAUCAUGAAGAUCGUUAUGGGUAUAUGUGCUCCGCUCGCGUGGCCCACGAGCAAGCUUCUUGAUUACUUCCUCGGAGAAGAGAUCGGUACUCAUUAUAAUAGAGAAAGACUGAAGGAGCUCGUCAAAAUCACCAAUCACGUGAAUGACCUUGAUAAAGAAGAAGUAAAUAUAAUAUCUGGAGCUUUGGACCUUCGCAAGAAGACGGUCAAGGACGUUAUGACCAAACUAAAAGACUGCUACAUGCUGCCUAUCAACAGCGUGCUCGACUUUGAAACUAUGACAGAGAUCGUCAAGUCUGGCUAUUCCCGUAUCCCAGUGUACGAGGGUACUCGCACCAACAUCGUGACGGUGCUGUUCAUCAAGGACCUGGCGUUCGUGGACCCUGACGACAACACGCCUCUCAGAACACUCUGCCAGUACUAUCAGAACCCCUGCAACUUCGUCUUCGAAGACGCUACUUUAGACGUCAUGUUGAAACAGUUCAAAGAAGGCCACAAAGGUCACAUGGCGUUCGUCCAACGCAUCGAGGAGGGUGACGGCGACCCGGUGUACGAGACCGUCGGGCUGGUGACGCUGGAGGACGUGAUCGAGGAGAUGAUACAGGCUGAGAUAGUUGAUGAGAGCGAUGUUAUAAGUGACAACCGCACCAAGAAGCGCCUCCUCCGCCCCAUGAACAAGCUGCACGACAUCGCAGCGUUCGCGGGCCACCAGCACCAGCGGGUCCACGUGUCCCCGCAACUAAUACUCGCAACCUUCCAGUUUCUAAGCACCAGUGUUGAUCCAUUCCGAGCGGACAUGAUCUCCGAGAACGUGCUGCGUCGUCUGCUGAAACAAGACGUGAUCCAACACGUGAAGCUGAGGGGUGACGAGGAUAAGAACGACCCCAAGAGAUACGUCUUCCAAGAAGGGAAACCGGUGGACUACUUCGUGUUGAUCCUGGAGGGGCGCGUGGAGGUGACCGUCGGCCGAGAGAACCUCAUGUUCGAGGCGGGGCCCUUCACGUACUUCGGCGUGCAGGCGCUCACGCAGAACGUGGGAGUGGCGGAGUCCCCAGCCCCUUCGACCCUGGGUUCGCUCCAAAACCUCAACAUGGACUCUAUGUUGGGUCACACUUUCGUUCCGGACUACUCUGUAAGAGCUAUUGCUGAAGUCUACUACUUGACCAUUAAGAGAUCUAUGUAUCUUGCUGCGAAGCGCGCGACACUCAUGGAGAAAGGGGCGCUCAACAAAGGAGGAACCAACGAGCAGAUAGAACCAGAAGUUGACAAGCUUCUACGCGAAGGUGACGGCCACAAGCUUGAAGAAAUAGUGGAAAAUGAAAAAGAAAACUCUCUCGUGAAACCGUUCAAUCCUACAUCGGCCAGCCCAUUCACCAAUUCCACCUUCAAGUCAUACGACAAAGAAAAUCCCGAAGAAGAAAAACUUCUAAAGAAAUGA
Molecule: messenger RNA, 2775 nt
Organism: Danaus chrysippus (African queen)
Lineage: Eukaryota; Metazoa; Arthropoda; Insecta; Lepidoptera; Nymphalidae
Source: the annotation of a GenBank genome assembly